AUGGCCAGCACAAACGUCAGCCCAGAUCAGACCUCCAAGUGGACGGUCACGAGUCUUGCACCAAUGAAUGAGAUGAAGCUCCCGCUGUUCCUCGCACUGGGAUGA
Messenger RNA from Penicillium oxalicum, 105 nucleotides. RefSeq lists its product as uncharacterized. The transcript has a single exon. The record is from RefSeq and is a predicted model, not a curated record. The coding region runs from base 1 to 105 and encodes 34 amino acids. Lineage: Eukaryota; Fungi; Ascomycota; Eurotiomycetes; Eurotiales; Aspergillaceae.